AUGGCCAAAGCAAUUCCUGCAGUUUUCCUAGAUGCUAUACAUAGGAAUUGUCUUUUCCAUGUUGUAAAGAAAGCUGAAGAGAAACAUCCAAGAAGCUUUGGAAAGAUACCUAAUCUACACAAUGAAUUCAAGGACACUAUUCACUUUUCAUUGACAGUAGCAGAGUUUGAAUCUUCAUGGCAAGAAAUGAUAGAGAAAUAUGAAGUGAGCAACCUCAAGUACUUGAAAACAAUGUGGGAGAAUAGGGCGAAGUUUGUACCUGUAUUCUUCAAGAAUAACUUCUUCCCCUUCAUUCACAGUACAGCUAGGAGUGAAGGCACCAAUGCUAUUUUCAAAGAUAAUGUUUGCUCUACAUAUAGUGUCAGCAGCUUCUUGAGUGAGUAUGACAAGAUAGCAGAAAAUAUUGAAGAAAAUGAGAAACAUGAAGAUUCGAUCACUAGGACAACAACACCUAGCUAUUGGUGUGGAAAUGAUAUGGAAGUGCAUGCUAGAAAAAAGUACAAUCGUAAGAUAUUUUACAGGUUUCAGAAGCAGCUGAAAUUUACUGCUUAUCGACAUGUACAAGAGGUUGAGCCAAACAAGAAAUAUGAAGUGUACAAAUCUGGUCUGGCUGCAACAAGAGAUUACAGGAGAAGGAGAUACUUAGUUAUUGUUGAUUUAACAAGUGAUGAUUUCAAAUGCAUUUGUUCCAAGUUCAACAAGGAUGGAAUUUUAUGUUCCCAUGUUCUCAAGGUUCUUGUCCAUUUAAACAUUGUGCACAUUCCAGACAAGUAUUUCAUUGCUAGAUGGAUGCCUAGAGAGAAAAAAGAUAUAAGGGAUUUGAGAUACAAUCAUCUGAUGGAUCAAAAAAGUAAUGAGAAAUACCUGUUUGUCACUCAAGAGGUUAAGAAGAUUGCAGAGAAACUGGAUGCAAUGACAUUGGCUGAGGACAAAGCAAAAGAAGUUGAUCCAAAAGAGAAAAGUAAGGAGCAAGUUGUCAAAACUGAAUGUGGUUACUUAAACGACCCCAAGGUUGUAAAGUCCAAGGAAAGACCAACUAUUUUGGGAAAGAACAAGUUAGACAGAAGAUACAUGACAUUUGCAGAACAUUUUUUGGGCAAGCAACAGAUUACAUGCAGCCACUGGAAGAAAAAGACUACAGAUGAAACCAGCAAGAAGACAAAGAAGGCAAAAGAGAAGUGA
Molecule: messenger RNA, 1182 nt
Organism: Lolium perenne
Lineage: Eukaryota; Viridiplantae; Streptophyta; Magnoliopsida; Poales; Poaceae
Product: protein FAR1-RELATED SEQUENCE 5-like
Biological process (GO): regulation of DNA-templated transcription
Molecular function (GO): zinc ion binding
Source: RefSeq, a predicted model, not a curated record